Lathyrus sativus (Indian pea) is the source of this 357-nucleotide messenger RNA. The record is from the annotation of a GenBank genome assembly. NCBI's taxonomy places the organism in Eukaryota, Viridiplantae, Streptophyta, Magnoliopsida, Fabales, Fabaceae.
AUGUCAAAAGGUAGGAAACAAUGGAUACCUAGGAAUGUGAAGAAACCUGAAGCUAAUGUGAUGUCAAACAAGGAUGAGGAUGAUAAUCAAGGGCCUAUUGAAGUAGGAAAUGUCAAUAUGGAUAUAGUUCAGAUCAGGAAGGGUAAUGCUAGUACUACUGCUGAUGAGAGUCUUUCUAUCAGAAACAAGGAUGUGGAAACAGUUAUGGAAAAAUGGACUGAGGUUAUUAAAAGUGGUAUAGAUAGAGGAAAAAAGACAGGUAAUGCUGGUGCUGCAGGUGUGCUUUCGUAUGAUAAUGGGUUUGAUGCUCUAGAGAUUUUGAAGGAUCUCAUAGAGGCUCAAAACACAGGCCAAUGA